This is a messenger RNA of Paramecium octaurelia, 519 nucleotides long. The record is from the annotation of a GenBank genome assembly. Lineage: Eukaryota; Ciliophora; Oligohymenophorea; Peniculida; Parameciidae.
AUGGAAAAACAUAGUGUAGCUUAAUUAUUUUUAAAGGAACUUCAAAUAUUUCUGGCUCUGCUGUUAGGUGAGAAUUGCUUUAGCUUAGGUCUACAACAAUCAGAGGGGAUUGACUCCAUAAUUCCAAUAAUUUUGAAUUUUAUUUCUGGAUUAGCAUUUUUCAUAGUAUAAUACAAAGAUUACAAUAACGUCAAACUCUUUUGGAAAUUGAAAUUAUUAAUAAUACUGAUAUAAGUAUCUUUGAACGUGGAAACGAGUCAAUAUUGCUUGAUCGUUGUUCAUUUGUUGGAGGAUCAAUUGUUGAAGGGUUUUUUUUUGGCAACAGCUCUAUUAAUAAACAUAAUACAAGAUCAGGAAAUAAAUUACAUAACAACGAUUCCGAAUGCCAUUUUGCUAUUUUUCAAUAUUCUGUACUGGUUGGGGUUCUUUUUGAGGAAUUGCAUGUACUCAAAGACAGGAAAUGCCUACAUUGAUCAAGGGCUUCAACAAAAGUCUCUUNCUCUAAUAGCAAAAAUAUGA